UGUGCGUUCACCUGAACGUUUCUUACUAUAACCCUAUAAAAAAAAUAUAUAUAUACUAUAUAUAUAUGUACUAUAAAAGCAGCUGGUUUUUUUUAAGGUUCUGUCAGGCUCCCAAACUUAACUUGGUGGACUGUAUUUACUUCAAAAGUGCACGUUUAUAUGCACACUACCCUGAUGGCUUGUUUUGCUCUCUGUUUUUUUGCCUGUUCUGUGGGAAAAUGAAGUGCCUUUUUUCUUUUAAACAAAUUCCUUUGUACAGAGCAAUGGAUGAUGAGGGGAGAAGCUGUGUUUCUGCAGAAGUAUCUGAUAUGUUGGAAUUGGUCUCUUUUCUGAAUGUAGAGGGUAAACCUUCACCCAUGGAGUCAACAGUAUUGCCUAAUGCAGAGGAGCAGCAGGAGUAUCAACCUUUGAAGGUCUUCUUGAGAGUGAGGCCCUUUUCUAUAACAGAGCUUGAAAACCAUGAAUCUCAGGGUUGUGUAGCUAUUGAAGAUGCCCAGACAGUAAUUCUUAAUGCGCCCCAAGAGUCUUCUGCAACAAAAAACAGUGAAAAAGGGAUUGGUCAUCCUGUACACAGGUUCACCUUUUCUCAGGUCUUUGGACCAGAAACUACUCAGAGUGAAUUUUUUGAAGGCUCAAUGAAAGAGAUGGUAAGAGCGUACGUUAAUGGUGUGAGUGGACUGGUGUUUACUUAUGGGGUGACAAAUGCAGGCAAGACAUUCACUAUCCAAGGGACUUCAAAAGAUUCUGGUAUUUUACCUCGCUCACUUGAUGUGAUUUUUAACCACAUAAGGGGGAGACAUUACCUGAAGAUGGACUUCAAACCAUAUUUAAGUAAUGAUGUUAAGAAACUAGAAGAUGCACAAGUUAAGCAAGAAGAAGCCAUAAAAAACGCUAUUCUUGCGUCACUGAAAGAGAUUUAGAUAAGCCUACAGUAUGAAUACUUGGUGAACCUUGGCAUAAUAAGGCAACUGGCUGUCUUUGGAGCUCAGGGUAAACUAGAAGAACUUUCUGCUGCUGGGAGUAGCAGAGAGACAGAAAACCUCUCAAGUAAUAUAACAAAUAUGUGUGAUGUGGAGUCGGAUUCUUCCAACUGUACUUCGGAAAAUCUUCCUUCUGAUUCACUAGAGAAGAACUUUGUUCCACUUGAGAUAUAUAGGACUAAUAUACACCAAAGAACACAAGCAUCUGUGUGGAUUUCCUUUUGUGAAAUUUACAAUGAAUAUGUGUAUGACCUAUUAAAUGUAUUAUCUACAUCAAAAACUCCGAAGCGCAGAGUCUUAAGAAUUUGUGAGGAUCAAGGAGGAAAUUCUUACAUUAAAGACUUGAAGUGGAUUAACGUUCAGAGCACUGAAGAAGCCCGCAAAAUACUAAAAAUAGGAAACAAGAACCGAAGCUUUGCUUGUACUAGAAUGAACGAGCAAUCAAGUAGGAGUCACAGUAUAUUUUCAAUCAGGCUACUAAAGCUAACUGCUGAUGAGCACCAGCCGCGUGUUCUUGGAGUUUCAGAGUUGUCUUUCUGUGACUUGGCUGGAUCAGAGAGGUGCAAUAAAACACAAGCCUUUGGAGACAGACUAAAAGAAGCAGGAAAUAUUAAUAAUUCUCUUCAUAUCCUUGGAAAAUGCAUUGCAGCAUUGAAGCAAAAUCAAAAUCCAAAGACGAAGCCAAGCUAUAUUCCAUUCAGAGAGAGCAAAUUGACUCGUCUGUUUCAGCCAUUCUUUUGUGGAAAAGGCAAAGCUUGUAUGAUUGUAAACAUUAAUCAGCAUGCUUCCACAUAUGGUGAAACACUACAUGUAAUGAAAUUUUCAGCUUUAGCCAAACAGGUAAUCCAGACAGUCCUACCCAAAAAUGUUGGUUAUUUUCCACCCAAGCUAGUUGGAGGCAAUGGCAAACCUAUCAUCCACUUUGAUGCUAGCACAUCUAUAGAUGACUUUCCUGGCAGCACUGAAACCUCUGCAGCAGAAGAGGAAGUGGACAUCACCAUUCUGAGUCAUGAGGAUCUCUUGAAAACUACAGAGAAUCUGAAGGAGAAGCUAGUUGCAGAAAGGCAAAGUAAAAUCCUUCUGGAGGUGAAGAUACGUAGAGAAAUGGCAGAAGCAAUGUUUCGACAGCUGUUGGAGACAGAGGAAGCCUGGAGCAACCGCUUGGAAGAUAUGAAAGACAGUUAUGAAGAAAAACUGGAGAGCAAAUUUGAAAUGUAUAAAGAGGCCAUUAAGAAACAUGCAUAUGUGUGCGCAAUGGAACAAAUUGAAGACCACUAUGUUUCCAUAGAAGAAUUUCUAGCUGAACAAGAGAAAGUUGAGGAUAGAGAGAGAAGAAUACUGCAAUUGGAGAGGCAACUUGAUGAACAGUCAGGGAGGCUGUUGGCUCUGGGAAGUCUGAAUUCAGAUAAUGUACUGACUACUGAAAGUAACAUGGAACUAGAUCUUAUGAACAAGAUGAAGAGAGCCAAUGAAGGACUGCAGAAACAAUGCAAAGAGAAAGAAGAGCUUAUAAAAUCUCUGAAGUUUAAAAUACAGAAAUUAAAUGAAAUGCUGCUAGAAGCUACUGAAGGCUACAGAAAAAUGGCAGAAGAGAACAGUGAACUGAAGCAUACAGUCAUGCUCAAGGAUCAGGAAGUGAAUAGUCUUCAGAACUGGGCUAAACGUGUUCUUGAGCUUGAAGAAACAGUGUCUUCCCUGCAAAAAGAACUUGAUGAACAGAAAAAACAUUUCUCUAUAGAGGAGUCAAAACAAACCAGAAGUUUGUUGGCUAACCUGAAAUCCACAGCAGCAGCCACUGCUAGUACACCUCUUGGAAAAGGCUGGGGGAAGUAUGAAGAUGCUUCACCCUUUUCAAGAAAACAAUUACUAUUGGUUCAUAAAGCAAAAGAAUAAUAUUUGUUUAAAGUAUGCAAUUACUGGGCUGCUUAAUCAAACUGUUGGUAGCUUUUUCUCACUCUUAAAUGCCAUCUUCACUGUCAUGUUAACUGAGAGCAAAAUGUUUAAUACAGAACUUCUUAAAUUGAAUCAGGGUUGAAUAUAGAGCCAUGUUAAGUUUAAGUCUAAACUGGUGCUUUUACUGUUAUAGUGUUGUGAUUUGAGAAAUAAUAUUUUUAAUUCUUGAGUAAAUGUAUGGUCUUCUAUAUUGAUGUGUGAUUCAUGCAGUGAGAUGUUCCUCCUGCUGCUUGUUACCUUUUUAAAUUGAGUAUUUAAUUUCAUUGUUGAUUCCUAGAAAUCAGAUGGCUUGUAAACUUAAUAUCAAGUAGAUGAAAUAGCUUGGUUCUUCAGUUAAUAUUUGGGCUUUGACCUGGAGACUGCCAUCCUGGGAUGAAAGAGCAAAUUUCUGGAAGAGGCAACAAAAUGAGGUCUUAGCUGAAAAAUAGCAUGCCAGAUAAUGGUUUUAUAAAGGAACUUGUUUUAAUAUCAAUUGGAUUUCCACUAAGAAUAAUGCAUUAGACUUUGAAAAAUCUAUUUAUAAUAAAAUUUUUCUACUGCUAAACUAAGCUCUGACUGUUCAUUUUAUAAAACCAGUGAGAAACUGUGAAAUCAAGAUAAGGAAAGAUCAUAAAUUUGGAGGCCAAAUGAUCAUAGUGACUGGCAUAUGAUGAUUUUAAGUUGAAAGGAUCAUAACCCUCAUUACAUUUAUCUAGUAACUCAAGGAAGGAAGAUGAGAGCAUGAUAAAAUUUGAAAUCGCUUUCUUGGAGCAAUUUCAGUGUGUGUUUUUUUCUGACUACUGUGAAGUACCGCGCCUAUAACUGCUGGAGAAUUGCUUUAGAACAAGGCAGAAUCUGUAAGUAAAUAGUUUUGAUCGGUCCCUGUAACACUAUUUCUCACGGCCGAAGGGGACCCAGUUCAGAGCAAGAACCUCACCCUCCCUGUGGAGACACUAGGUGGUGCAGCCUUCCUGUGUGACACAGAACAGCCCUUCUCUGGUGUGACUCUUGUCAGGUCUCCAGUUUUGGGUCUGUCUGUGGAAAUGCAGUGGUAAGUAAUCUCUCUAAUAUGUCUUUAAUCGGGCUGGAGAUGUAGCACUUGAGCCGUGCUGGUUCUCAUAUUUUGAACUGUUUCUGUUAAAUAUAGCUUAUCCGGCUCUAGUAGUUCUUAAAGGCCUAUAAUCUCUCCCAGGUAGAAUUUCUAAAAUAUUAUUCUACUCCUACACAAACUAUUCUAGCUAUUAAAAAUAUUUUGGUGGAGUGAUACAAUACACCCAGUGUUGAUCCCUUGAAUAAGAAAGCUGUAAAUGUACAAAUUGAUCUAACAGCAGCAAUAUUCAAACAGAAGUUAAAAAAAUAAAAUCAUCAGAACAGGCUAAUGCUGGAAACUUUCUAUAAUACCAUUUCAACUGAUUUAGUGCUAUACCAUGGCUUGUCUGUCACUUGUCUGAGAGUUUUAUGUUGGCAAGUUUGUUACGCUAACUAUAACCUCUAAUUCCCUGAGCAACUGCUGUUUCCACAUUCCCUCCUACUUCCCAGAGCACUUUGGCUGGCUACAGGAAAUGGUUUGAAAGACAAGGUUACAUUACCUUAAGCUAUCAAUUUUUUUUAAAAUAAAAUGAAGCCUGUAGCGAAGUACUGACCAGUUUUUAACUGUAAUACUUUCCAAAGAGUUUCAAGGGACUGUAUUGCUAUUACAUUAAAGACUUUUGAGAAGCUGUUUUUAAGGACAGCUGAGGGCUGACUGCUUCUCUUCCUGCCCUCCAGACCAAAAAGCAACACUCAAAAGGAUUCAGAAAUGGCUGGUUUUGUCCUUUUCAGCUUCUCAAAGCUGAAUGGGUAUAAGGAAAGCAGAAUCCAUUAAUCUUGUUAGUGGUGAUGAACAGAUGUUUCCCUGUUCCACACGAAGCUACCACUCUAGAUAGAACAUCAGCCAUCUGUUUUAUCUCAAAUUACUACCAUACAACUUGCUUCAGAUUAAGUGUUUAUUAAAAUUAAAAAUCACCAUACAAUAGAAACUAUUUACAUAUUUAACUGAUAGUCUGCCUAAACUGCACAGUUUGACUGAAGGAAGCCAAUGGAAGAGAAAAGCAAUGAAUAUUUAUGCUGCUGAA
Molecule: messenger RNA, 5026 nt
Organism: Falco peregrinus (peregrine falcon)
Lineage: Eukaryota; Metazoa; Chordata; Aves; Falconiformes; Falconidae
Product: kinesin-like protein KIF20A
Biological process (GO): microtubule-based movement; mitotic spindle assembly
Cellular component (GO): nucleus; spindle microtubule
Molecular function (GO): microtubule binding; plus-end-directed microtubule motor activity; ATP binding
Source: RefSeq, a predicted model, not a curated record